This is a messenger RNA of Aspergillus chevalieri, 1329 nucleotides long. RefSeq lists its product as uncharacterized. The transcript has 5 exons. Bases 1 to 1329 code for a protein of 442 amino acids. The record is from RefSeq and is a predicted model, not a curated record. NCBI's taxonomy places the organism in Eukaryota, Fungi, Ascomycota, Eurotiomycetes, Eurotiales, Aspergillaceae. Gene Ontology annotation, molecular function: O-methyltransferase activity.
AUGACCGGGUUAAACGCGACACAGAACGGAAAUGGCGAUGCUAGUAGCCACGUGGAUGAUAACGCCAACGGAACAGCCAAUGAUCACAGUAAAGGAACAUCACCUUUCGUGAAAGACCAAAUCCCAAUCUCUCCGAACGCUCCUCAAGAAGUUCCUGGGCUUCUCAGUCGAAUAGUUUCACAUGGAGAUGCUUUCCUCAGUGCCGACCCUGAUGCGCGGUUGAAAUUGUUGGAAGAUGCUCGGGCAUUGGUCAACGCUCUUGAGACUCCUCGUGAGUCGAUGAUUAGAUAUUGUUGGGCGCAGUCAACGAUCUAUGCGGCUAUCGAGACCGGUGUCGAUAUUAAUCUCUUCCACAAGCUGUCGCGCAGUGACAGACCUAAGUCUGCUGCGGAGUUAGCAGAAAACACAGGGUGUGAUCCAGUUAUGCUGUCCCGGCUACUCAAACAUCUUGCCGCAAUGGGUGUAAUUGCGGAAGCUGGUCAGGAUCUGUACCGUCGUACCGGCUUCACGAUAGCCCUGUGCUCGGAGAAAUACAGCGAUGGUUUCCCCCUUAUGACACGUCGAUUUACAGCCGGUAUCCACGCUCUCCCUGCCUACCUAAAGAAGAACGGCUACCGCAAUCCCACCAAUCCUAAAGACACUGCGCUCCAGCUCGGAUUCAAUACAAACCUCCACUUCUUCGAUAUCACCGAGCAGGAUCCAGUCACAGCCAGGCAGUUCAACAACCAUAUGUCUGUCUACAGUCUUGGACGACCGAGCUGGAUGGAUGUUGGCUUCUUCCCCGUACAGGAGCGGCUUAUCGAAGACAGCAAAAUCACCAAUGAUGACGUCUUACUUGUCGACAUGGGCGGGAGUAUCGGUCACGACCUGUCUGAAUUCAAGCGGAAGUGGCCUGAUGCCCCGGGACGCUUGAUUCUGCAGGAUCUCCCGACAGUAGUCUGCCACGCACAAGGUCUGGAUCCCGCAAUUCAAGUGACACCUCAUGACUUCUUCACUCCUCAACCGGUCAAAGGCGCACGAGCAUACUACAUGCACUCUAUCCUCCACGACUGGCCGGACGACAUGUGCCGCAAGAUCCUGGCCAAUCUGAUUCCAUCCCUCCGCCCCGGAUACAGCAAGGUAUUGAUCAACGAGAAUGUGAUCCCAGACACGGGUGCCUACUGGGAAACGACCAGCCUGGACCUGAUUAUGAUGGCAAUCGGAUCGGGAGAGCGAACAAGACGGCAUUGGCACGCAUUGUUGGAAUCGGCAGGAUUGAAGAUUGUAAAUAUUUGGACGGCACCUGCACAGAAGGGAGUGGAGAGUUUGAUCGAGUGUGAGUUGGUGUAA